GUUAGUGUUAAAAGGGUAUGUCAAAAUUUAUAUAUAAUUUCGUGUUUAAUGAAAGAUUUUUUGUUAUGGAUCUUUUACGGAUUUUUCGUAUGCAAGAGCCUGUUUCAAAAUCACUGCUAACACAAAAGGAGGAUGUUAGUCAUUACAAAGAGGUCGUUCAGGAAAAGGAUGUUGUUAUUCGUAAUAACAAGGAAAAAAUUAGAGAAUUGGAGGCUGAAAUAGCUGAGUUAAAAGGUGAGAGGCAAAAUCUACAAACGAAACUCAAGGCUAGUACAUUAGACGAAAACGGAUUUCAUGAAAUAAUGAUCGGCUAUGACGAUUUUUUUCAACGAAUUUGGAAAGAACGAGAAGAUGUACUAAGUAAAAAUGCAAUAGUGGAGAGUUACUUGGAAAAUUUGGAGUGCUCUUAUCAUGAGUUGUUAGAAAAGUUCCAGAAAGCGAAGGAUGUUAUAUAUGGCUUAAAGCGAAAUCAAGAUUUGUUAGUGGAUGAACUAGAUGAAUACAAAGAAAUUAUUACCGUAUUGGAGCAUAAAUAUGAAAGUCUAAAGGUUCAUUCAGAACAAACCAUAGCUACCGCUAAUGUGCAAUUAGAUGAAAUACAAAAAGAGAGUAUGGAUGAAAUAUCAAAACUAAAGUCAAAGGUUGUUCAACGGCAGGCUAAAAUUAACGAGCUUGAGAAACAAAUAAAGCUGGACGAUCACAAACCCCUGUAUGUUCCUCUUAGAAAUAGGAUGGUAAAUAAAUAAAUCAAUUAAAGUGAAAUAAAUCUUUUGAUAUGU
Diabrotica balteata is the source of this 779-nucleotide messenger RNA. NCBI's taxonomy places the organism in Eukaryota, Metazoa, Arthropoda, Insecta, Coleoptera, Chrysomelidae. The record is from the annotation of a GenBank genome assembly.